Messenger RNA from Hyaena hyaena (striped hyena), 2673 nucleotides. It is a transcript of the gene FGFRL1, whose product is annotated as fibroblast growth factor receptor like 1. Gene Ontology annotation, cellular component: plasma membrane. The transcript is spliced from 9 exons. NCBI's taxonomy places the organism in Eukaryota, Metazoa, Chordata, Mammalia, Carnivora, Hyaenidae. The record is from RefSeq and is a predicted model, not a curated record. Gene Ontology annotation, molecular function: fibroblast growth factor receptor activity; fibroblast growth factor binding. The coding region runs from base 1 to 1821 and encodes 606 amino acids.
AUGGCCUCAGCCCUGGACCCGGGUCCGCUGGGGCGGAACCCCUGGGAGACGGCCCGGCUGGAGUCAGGGCUGGCCGGAGGUCAGGCGGCCCGCGGGCCCCCCACGGCCAGCUCUGAGGGCACCGGGAGCGCUAAGGUUACGGCGUCCGACGCAGGGCCGGUGGGUGCAGGCGAUUAUCUGCGCGGCCGCCGGUGUUGUGUGUCCCGCGGGCAGGGCCCGAGUUACAAGCGCCAGGAAUCCAGACGGUGUUUGGAGACGGGGGGCGGCGGGGGAGGCCGGUCCGGACAGGCCAAGAUGACGCCCAGCCCCACGUUAUUGCUGCUGCUGCCGCCACUGCUGCUGGGGGCCCUCCCGCCGGCCGCCGCCGCCCGAGGCCCCCCGAGGAUGGCGGACAAGGUGGUCCCGAGGCAGGUGGCCCGUCUGGGCCGCACCGUGCGGCUGCAGUGCCCUGUGGAGGGGGACCCGCCGCCGCUGACCAUGUGGACCAAGGACGGCCGCACCAUCCACGGCGGCUGGAGCCGCUUCCGCGUGCUGCCCCAGGGCCUGAAGGUGAAGGAGGUGGAGCGGGAGGACGCGGGCGCCUACGUGUGCAAGGCCACCAACGGCUUCGGCAGCCUCAGCGUCAACUACACCCUCAUCGUGAUGGAUGACACUGGCCCGGGAAGGGAGCGUCUGGGGCACGAUGGCUCCUCUGGGGGCCAGGAGGACCCAGCCAGCAAGCAGUGGGCCCGGCCCCGCUUCACGCAGCCCUCCAAGAUGCGGCGCCGGGUGAUCGCUCGGCCGGUGGGCAGCUCCGUGCGGCUCAAGUGCGUGGCCAGCGGGCACCCGCGGCCUGACAUCACGUGGACGAAGGACGACCAGGCCUUGACGGGCUCGGAGGCCGGCGAGCACAGGAGGAAGAAGUGGACGCUGAGCCUGAAGAACCUCCGUCCCGAGGACAGCGGCAAGUACACGUGCCGCGUGUCGAACCGGGCGGGCGCCAUCAACGCAACCUACAAGGUGGACGUGAUCCAGCGGACGCGCUCCAAGCCGGUCCUCACGGGCACGCACCCUGUGAACACGACGGUGGACUUUGGGGGCACCACGUCCUUCCAGUGCAAAGUGCGCAGCGACGUGAAGCCAGUGAUCCAGUGGCUGAAGCGCGUGGAGUAUGGCGCCGAGGGCCGCUACAACUCCACCAUCGACGUGGGCGGCCAGAAGUUCGUGGUGCUGCCCACGGGCGACGUGUGGUCGCGGCCCGACGGCUCCUACCUCAACAAGCUGCUCAUCGCCCGCGCCCGGCAGGACGACGCCGGCAUGUACAUCUGCCUGGGCGCCAACACCAUGGGCUACAGCUUCCGCAGCGCCUUCCUCACCGUGCUGCCAGACCCCAAGCCGCCAGGGCCGCCCGUGGCCCCCUCGGCCCCGACCGCCAGCUUGCCGUGGCCCGUGGUCAUCGGCAUCCCGGCCGGUGCCGUGUUCAUCGUGGGCACCGUGCUCUUGUGGCUCUGCCAGGCCAAAAAGAAGCCGUGUGCACCCGCGCCCGCCGCUGCUGCGCCCGCACACCGCCCGCCGGCCACCGCCCGCGACCGUGGCGGGGACAAGGACCUGCCUGUGCCAUCCGGCCUCGGCACCACCCCUGGCGUGGGGCUGUGUGAGGAGCUGGGGCCUCCAGCCGGCCCCCAACACCUGCUGGGCCCCGGCCCGUCGGCCGGUCCCAGGCUUUACCCCAAGCUCUACACAGAUGUGCACACCCACACGCACACACACACGCACUCACACACGCACUCUCACGUGGAGGGCAAGGUCCACCAGCACCAGCACAUCCACUACCAGUGCUAGAUGGUGACGCCUUUGGGGCGCCAGCCCGCUGCAGCCGCGGGUGCCAGUGGAGGUCAAGGUGGGCAGGCAGGCUCGGGGGGAGGGCCGCGGAGGGGGCUGAGCCGCAGGCGGGAGAUGCCGCCAGCACCCCGGGGUGCCCGGUGUGUGUGACACGCAUGCGUGUGUGGCCUAGCUCUGGAUGUACACACACGCACACACACACGCACACACAUCCUCAGACUACGAUGCUCCAGGAAGGCCUGUUUGUGCCUUUGCAGUGUGCAUGUAGCAGCGUGCUGGUCGAUGAAGGAGUCCCUUGGCCCCUGUGAGGAGGAUUUCACAGGGACCCCGGUCAAGCCCCCCGCCCCGCCCCUGGCAGGAGAUCUGAGAGGCACCCCGGUUUCGUGAACCGAGACCUCUCGCCCCUUCCCCGGGGCCUCUGCAGGCGGGUGGCUAUUUUUGCCACCACACGUCUGGGUGUACAGGAGGUCCCCCCCCCCCCGCCCCGCCCCCGGGACCCUGGGCCAGGAGUCAGGCACAGCAGUCCUGGCCGUGUCCCGAGAGGCUGGAGCCCGGCUGGGGGUGACCCUGCCCCAUCCGGCCUCCCGCUGCCAGAGAGAAGGGCCCUCGAUAUUUAUAUUUAAGAAAUUAAGAUAAUAAUAUUAAUAACGCUGGAAGGGAGGUGGCGCCGCAGACCCGGCUUGUCCUUGGGCCUGGGACGCACCUGGCCUGACGGCCACCUCGGGGCUGCACACCCAUGGCCCACUGCCGGCGGCAGCCCCAGACCUCUGUAAUUUUAUAUAGAUCUUGAGCUGAAGCUUUGUAUAUUUAAUUUAUUUUGUUAAACGAGAAAAUGUGCAUCCUUUCCUCUAA